Porites lobata is the source of this 5821-nucleotide messenger RNA. Lineage: Eukaryota; Metazoa; Cnidaria; Anthozoa; Scleractinia; Poritidae. The record is from the annotation of a GenBank genome assembly.
AUGUUGAUCGCAAACAUGGCCAUGUCCGACCUGCUCUUUCCAAUAUUCCUGUUCCCCCUUCGACUUGCAGAGUUUCGCGUUGGCUCGUGGAUUAUUGGUGGUGCCCUUGGCCAAGCUUUAUGCAAGCUACACAUCUUUCUUGCGAAUGUUUCUGGGGUAGUAUCGAUUCAGAGCCUGGUUCUGAUAGCAGUGGAUCGAUUUGGAGCUGUUGUAGUUCCACUCCGCUCUCCUCUCAUAACUAGAAAGCUGUGUCCAUUCUUUAUUAUCGCUACGUGGAUCACCGCAAUGGCCGUUUUUUCGCCACUUCUUGUUGCAUAUAAACUUGUUAAAUACCGAGAACGACUGAUGUGCGUACGUCUGUGGAUGGAAUUCUUUGGAGGAAGCACGUUUGCAAAUUACUUCCUAGCAGUUGCUGUCGUGUUUCUCUUCAUCCCCUUUGUCCUCGUGGUGAUAUUUUACUCUAUCAUCUUGAUGAAGCUUAAAAUGCAAGCCCAUCCAGGUGAACAGUCAGCCAACGCUGAAGAAAAGCGCACCAGAAGAAACAGAAACGUGCUUAAGAUGGCUACAGCCAUCAUUGUAGGGUUUUUCAUUUUCUGGAUACCCUAUUUCAGUAGCGCGGUGAUAGUUAAUUUUAGUGCACCGGACAGUUCCAUCUCGUUUUCCUGUAGUUUUUAUCUGUUCUACAUUGUCACCAAUUACAUGAUUUACGCAAACUGUGCUAUCAACCCGAUCAUCUGCCUCACUUUUAGCAGUAAUUAUCUCCAAGCACUUAAGAGACUCGUGAAUUGCUGUGAUGUGAUACAGUGCAAGAUUAACUUUUGCAAACUAACAGCUGGGUCUUAAGCGUUUCGUGCCAAAAAAAAAAAAAAAAAAAAAAAUAAUAAUAAUAAUAAUAAUAAUAAUUAAUAAUAAUAGUAAUGAGGAUUAAAAAUUUCACCAUAAAAUAAUGACGAAGAUGAUGACGAUGAUUAUAAUUGUUAUUAUCUUAAUGUAAAUUAAGGCUUAAAACACCCCUUCAAAAACCGUGAACGAACAACGUUGUUCAACGUUGGAUCCAACAAGAUCGUUAAAUCAGUCCAAAAAGAUAAAAAUAGAAUUAAAUUUAAAAAGACUACUGCAAAGACUGAUCAAACAACGUGAAAAAGGCUAAGGUAUACAAUAUUUCGACUGGCCAAUACCAGUCUUCAUCAGGUUUAUUACGAAAAAAAAAACAGAAAUAUACAGAAUAUAUGUUGCUGUAAAAUAAUUAACGGAAGUUACAUGGUAUGGCGUGCUAAGGUGUACGGAUGGCUAACUCUUGGAUUACUGUUUUAAAAAAUGAAAGCUUAAAUAAUGACCUUACGAUUAGUCUACCGGUAGCAUUUAAGUCUGUCAUUUGUUGUUUGAUCAGUUUGAAGUAGUCAUUUUUACUUUAAUUCUUAACCAAGAUACUAAUAAUAACUAGAGGUUCAAUGUUCAAUCUCACUAACAUAUUAUCCGUAUUUUUUUUUAAAUAAUCGCUGUAUAAUGAAAGAUUGAAUAUUAAAUGCAGACUCCAAUAUCAGUUUGGAUUGUUAUUGACACAAUCAGGACAUUUUUAAAAAACUUUCAGAAAGUAUCUUCGAUUAAGUGAAUUGUCACUGAAUUGUACACAUUCGUUUCUGUUGAAUUCAUUCUUUUACUUCAUGAGAUCAAUACAAAUAAGUAUUUGAAAUGAACAGGAAAACCUAAAUUCCGUUUGCGCAAACUCGGUAAGCAAAUCGCUUGGUUUAUUUGCCUCUUUGCCAGGGCAUAUUAUGACCUCAAUUGUAAAAAUUCAGCUUGCUCGUCUCGUUGCUCUAUUGACCUCGUUUAAUAGAAAAAGCAGUAAACUACAACAGGACGGUUAUCCACUGAAAACGAUUCGGCUGAGAUGAUUGUUUAUGGACGCUUUGAACUCAUUGCCUCCUCUUGAGAAGAUUUUAUCGAUUGUGUUCCUGAUCCACAACGAUCCGCAGCUGAUAACUCGUUGGGCUCAUGGAACGGCAGUGCUGCAAAAAAUGAAAGAACAUUGUCUGUCCCUCGAAUCCUCACUUAAACUUUCGCUACCUUUCAAAAAUAGUUAACUUAACAACUGACAUGAGAUGCAAAUGAGUAACUUACCGGCUGAGUUGCAGAAAAUAUCAAACUGCCCCUCGCACUCGCGUGCGACUCUCCAAUUCAACCUCAUGCAUGCCAACCUCAUACGCAACAUUAACCACUGUCUAAACAUUUCACUUUGCUGCAUUGGGUGCUACGCGGCGGGGACUGGGAACUGGUAAAACAGCGAAACAAACUUGCAAACUUCUAAACAAACUUCCCCACAAAUGGCGUUCUCAGACGCCUUCAAGACAAAAAUAGGUAGCUGCCCUGUGCGGGCAGCAAUAAUUACUAUCUUGUUUACUUUUGCGUCUAAAAAUCUGGGUAAGUUGUGAACCAAGCUGCUUAAAGAACAGGUUCCAUUUUUUUGUUGAUAAAAAGUUGUGCAAAUUUAACAGUAGUGUUUCUAAAUGAUCGUAGAAUUGACUGAAAUAUGACAAUAAAAGAGCUUCAAUACGCAAGUAAAGAGAAAAAGAGUGUCGGACAAAAAUUCAAAUGAAACACCAUACAGAAACGAGCUCAUUGACAAUUGUCGAUUGUGACAAUGCAAAUAAGUGAAAAGUGACGUAGAGAGAGUGUCAAUCAAGAAAUCCCCAGGGUAUUGUUGGUUUUCACAUGAGGUCACUAAAAUUCAAAUUAAAAAACUAUUGAUCCUAGCGAUGCAUUAGAGCAGCUGAAAACUAAUUUUCAUACAAAUUUUCGCUUCAAAAGGGUUCUUGGUUUUGUAAUAGAGUACGCUUGAAUUUCUAAGCUUUUGCGUGACGCAGCAUUUACAUGACGUCCAAGAGAGCUGUCGUGUACAUGUGGUUUAAAAAAAAAAAAGAAAAGACUUAUUUCAGGAAAUUUUGCUAUAUAAACAGUUCAUGUAUUACUUUAAUGUUUAUGAGUUUCUCGAAGAAUAAAUUCACGCUUUUGUAGCAAUUCGGUCGAACGAAUUAGCUUGUAACCCAUUUGUUUUUAAACGCUCUAAAGUUAGAUCAUUGUUGUUGAUUUUGCCAAUGAUGUUUCAACAGGCUGAUUUCAACCGAUUUUUAAACUUUUACAAACUUUUAUGUUGUUCGAGUCGUACUUCAGUUGGAUAAUGCUUUUGCAUAAACAUUUCUGAGCAACAUUUUUUAUUUUUUUGCAGCUUUUGUUGAUAAAUCCAGAAGCAGGAAAAAUUGGACUAGCAGUUGCAGUUUGAUCCUUGCUGUUUCACUAAUUGGAAAUCUCCUCAUCGUAUAUUACUUGUUUACAAAACACCAAAAUUUAAGGCCUGUUUCAAACGGUCGCACUACUGCCGUGCUAAGCUCAGGCUCGACUGUAGCUGCGGCUGCAGCAUGAAACUUGCACCACUUGGAUUCAGACGACGAAUUUAAUUCAGUUGAAUAGAACGGCUGCUCCUGGAAACAAAAGACAAAAAUAAAGAAACGAUUUGGCAAACUUUUAAAUGUAUUCUAAUGUAUUCAUACUGAUUUAUGAAUUGAGUUCGGCACGGCAGUAGCACGACUUGGUUUCAAACGUCGCGCUACUGCUGUGCUAAAGUCGAAUUUAAUUCGAUCAAUAUAGUUGGGCACGGCAGUAGCACGACUUCUAAAAGGGGCCUAUGAAAACCGAUUAAUCUGUUGAUCGCAAACAAAGAACUCUCAGUUGUCGUAAUGUUGUAAAAAGAAAGCUUUAAGCGAGGUGUAUGUACGUUUUCUAGUAUUCGCCUUUUUAAACGCGAAGCCAGCUAAGAAAUCAAGAACAUGAGUUUAGAAGGAUCAAACUACUUGAAUAAUUUACAUGUUUCAUUGUGCUAUGCGGCUUUUGAUUAUUAGUGUGGUUUAAAAUUCCGAUUGAAUUAAAUCAGGGUGGCUUUAUGAUUAAUGAUGGCGUGCAAUUUGCGGUUGUUUGUUCAUUCUUCGAAAUUCAUCCUUGCCAAAAAGAAAGUACAUAAUACUUUAAAAUCUCUGAUAUACAUGUAGAUCAACUCAUUCUUGCACUACUAUUUAGAUUUGGGGAUGUUUUGGUGUAAAAAAUUUAGCCGUAUCCGUGUCAUAAACAGAUAUAAAGACAUUCAUUAAACAUAAAUUUUAUUUUUUUAUUAUUAUUAGUGACUUCUUUUUUUGAAUGAAUCAUUGUCACUCAGCCUUGUAUGCAAUAUUUGUACCAACUUUACUUUAGGUAACAUUUGAGAGAGCUUAAGCGGGCUUUGUCAUGAGGAUGUUGCAAUAUUGCUGCUUUACGUCAAUUCUAUGCUUACGUCAUCAGGAGGGUCAGGCAGGCCCUGACCCUCAAGUAGUUGAAAUCAUUUUUGUUUAUUGUCUGACUACAAUUGGAAAAACAAAAAGAGUUUUUUUUUGACAUGAUAUCUCGGCAACAUUACAGAGACAUACUUAGUCAUUUAAUGCAAAUUCAGUAAAUAUGCAUCGUAAUAAGCCUCUUUAACCUGCAUGUUUUGUUUUCCCAGUGGAGGUCCGAGGAGAACUUGACCCUUUGUUUGUUUCUUUAUUUUUUUCAUAAAUGAUGUGUACAUAUGCAGGUGAAUAAGACGAAAUUUGAAAGGAACUUAUUGCUCUCUUGAGUACUAUCACCCAGUGUAUUGGAAAAACAAAAUAUACGAGCUAAAGAAGUCUAUUAUCGACACUUAUCGACGCUUAGGAGUAUUUAUUCAACGUUUUGAUAUAUAUGUACCUUGGUCAGUCAGUUGUUUCAGAAGAAAUACUAAAGCUUUAAUUGACUUACAUAAUAAUUUGCCUCUGUUUGCUGAUCAAUAACAGGAUACAAAGUUAUUAGGUAAAACCUCUGCAGGUGGCAGUAUUUGCUUACAAUUAAAUACAGUGACGCCGAAGUGUUGUCGAUGGUUCAAUAUUAAGCAUGUACAAUAUAUAAAACCAUUAUUUGAACAGUAGAUGUUUUUCAGUGGAAGCAAUUCUCAAGAGAACACAAUUGUCGAGAAGUCAGUAAGCAUGAACUCAACAGUAAAUGGUCAGGUUUCUGGAGCUGCUCCAGUCUUAUAAAUCCAGAGGCACUAAAAAUUGAACUAACAGUUGCUUACAGUUUUAUCCUUGUUGUUUCGUUGGUUGGAAAUUUUCUCAUCGUAUUAAUUGUUUACAAAACACCAACUUUAAGAAAACCGAUAAAUAUGUUGAUCGCAAAUAUGGCCAUAUCCGACCUGCUCUUUCCAAUAAUCUUGUUCCCGGUUCGACUGGUGGAUGUGCAAGUUGGCUCGUGGCUUAUCGGUGGUAACCUUGGUCAGGCCUUGUGCAAGCUACAUUUUUUCGGUACAUACAUUUCCUCGUUAGUAUCUGUUCAGAGUCUGGUUCUGAUAACAGUGGAUCGAUUUGGAGCUGUUGUAGUUCCACUUCGUUCCCCCCUCAUAACUAGCAAGCAGUGUCCAUUCUUCAUUGUCGCUACGUGGAUAAUCGCAAUGGCCGUUCAUUCGCCAUAUCUUGCUGUUUCUAAACUUGUUGAAUACCCUGGAGGAAUGAGGUGCACAAGUCAGUGGAGAGAAACCUUAGGAGCAAACGCCAAUAUAAAUUUUGUCUUAGUAGUUGCUAUCGUGUUUUUCUACACCCCCUUUGUCUUGUUGGCGAUACUUUACUCCGUCAUCCUGAUCAAGCUUAAAAGGCAAGCCCAUCCAGGUGAGGCAUCAGCCAACGCUGAGGAACAGCGGACAAGAAGAAUCAGAAACGUACUGAAGAUGGCUAUUGCUAAUUAUGUAGUGUCAUUUGCUGGAUACCAUUGUCCAGUAAGGGGAUGA